Molecule: messenger RNA, 1896 nt
Organism: Corylus avellana
Lineage: Eukaryota; Viridiplantae; Streptophyta; Magnoliopsida; Fagales; Betulaceae
Gene: DTX35
Product: detoxifying efflux carrier 35
Biological process (GO): xenobiotic detoxification by transmembrane export across the plasma membrane
Cellular component (GO): membrane
Molecular function (GO): antiporter activity; xenobiotic transmembrane transporter activity
Source: RefSeq, a predicted model, not a curated record
GAAAACGAAAAUGAUGGGUUGAAGACGUAAAUUAAGAUGAUGACAUGAAAGAAGCAUGAGCUGUGUAUGUGUACGGUGUAGGAAAGGAGGUCAUUCAAAGCGCAACAACCAGUCGGUUCAGUUUUCAAAACCGAACCUACCACUUAUCACUCUAACGACUCCCACUACUCCGAGCAGCUAAUUUGCUUGCCCCCGACACAACCGCCGGAAUGGAGACGCCGUUGAUCGACGGGGAUGGGGACUACUCGCCGGCCAGGACCGUGGCGGAGGUGCGCCGGGUGUUCUGCAGAGAGACGGUGAAGAUGUGGAAGAUAGCGGGGCCCAUUGCUUUCAACAUUUUGUGCCAGUUCGGGACCAACUCCGUCACCAACAUCUUCGUCGGCCACAUGGGAGAUAUCGAGCUCUCUGCCGUCGCUAUCGCUCUCUCCGUCGUUGGCACCUUCUCCUUCGGCUUCAUGCUUGGAAUGGGGAGUGCCCUUGAGACGCUUUGUGGCCAAGCUUUUGGUGCUGGACAAGUUUACCUGCUGGGUGUUUACAUGCAACGUUCAUGGAUAAUCCUAUGGGUCUCCUGCAUCAUUCUCUUGCCAAUUUACGUAUUUGCUACCCCAAUUCUAAAGCUUCUUGGGCAAGCAGAUGAGAUAGCUGAUCUUGCGGGAGAAUUCACCAUACUAAUCAUUCCUCAGUUGUUCUCACUUGCCAUCAACUUCCCCACCUCGAAGUUCCUCCAGGCCCAGAGCAAGGUUACUGUGCUCGCUUGGAUUGGGUUUGUGGCUCUAAUCAUACACGUUGGGCUGCUUUGGCUCUUCAUAUAUGUAUUCGAUUGGGGGUUAACUGGUGCAGCCGUAGCAUUUAAUAUCACAGGUUGGGAGAUCGCCGUGGCUCAGGUUGUGUAUGUUACAGUUUGGUGCAACGAAGGCUGGACUGGACUGUCCUGGACGGCAUUCAACGAUAUAUGGGCCUUUGUUAGGCUCUCCCUUGCAUCAGCGGUUAUGCUUUGCCUAGAGAUUUGGUAUAUGAUGAGCAUAAUCAUUCUAACUGGCCACCUUGAUAAUGCCAUCAUUGCUGUUGAUUCCCUCUCUAUUUGCAUGAAUUUCAACGGGUGGGAAGCAAUGUUGUUCAUUGGAAUAAAUGCAGCUAUAAGUGUUCGAGUUUCUAAUGAACUUGGAUUAGGACAUCCAAGAGCUGCCAAAUACUCUGUUUAUGUGACAGUCUUUCAGUCCCUACUCCUGGGGAUCUUUUUCAUGGUGGUUAUCCUGAUUACCAAGGACUAUUUUGCCAUCAUUUUCACAAGCAGUGUAGAGUUACGACAAGCUGUCUCUAAACUAGCAUUCCUUCUUGGUGUGACCAUGGUUCUUAAUAGUGUUCAGCCUGUGAUUUCAGGCGUUGCUAUUGGAGGUGGGUGGCAAGCAUUGGUGGCUUAUAUCAACUUGGGUAGUUAUUACAUUUUCGGGCUUCCACUUGGAUACCUUCUUGGUUACAAAGCAAAUUUGGGAGUAGCGGGACUUUGGGGGGGCAUGAUAUGUGGAACUGCUCUACAAACUUUGCUUCUCGUGAUUGUACUAUCUAGAACCAACUGGAACAAGGAGGUUGAACAAACGUCAGACCGCAUGAGGAAGUGGGGUGGCCAAGACAUCAAAAUCGAGAAGAUAGAUGAGAACGUGUGAAGUUGCUGAUUAGAAAUCUGGCCAACUAUUUUUUUGAGUGCCUUAACUGGUCCCAAAUAAACUAGUACAAUUUUCAAAUAAGCCUCAAUUUUGAGCUGAAGAUAGCAGCGAAAACAUCGAUAAUUGGAGAUGCAUGUUUGAAUGUAGGCCUCAUCAUAAGCUCUCAGCUAACUCUGCUGAUUCUGCUAAAGAUUUACAUUUUUAUGAACAGAUUCUGUAUCAAUUGCUCCUA